Molecule: messenger RNA, 1569 nt
Organism: Paramecium tetraurelia
Lineage: Eukaryota; Ciliophora; Oligohymenophorea; Peniculida; Parameciidae
Exons: 7
Source: RefSeq, a predicted model, not a curated record
AUGAAUAAAUCUGUUUUAUUAGAAAUGCAACUCAAGGAGGCUCUAGAUAGAGAGACUAAUCUCAAAAAGCUUAAUGAAUCCUUAAUGUAAGCCAUGCGUGAUAUGGCAAAUUAAGAUAAGGGCAAGGAAAUUCAUUUGUUAAAUUAACUGCAUUAAUAAGAAUUAUCCAAUCUGAAAACCACUCUUCAAGAAAAAAUCAUCAUCAUUGAAUAUGAAGUAACAUAAAAAUACUAUUUUAAGCAUCGUAAGAAAUCUCAGGAGUUUAUAUAAUUAUAAAAUGAUUACAACCAAUUAUAAUUAGACUAUUAAGAAUUAGAAGCAAAAAAAUGUUUAAAAUGUCUUGAAUUGCAAUAAUAAUUGGAUUAAAUCAUAAAAUAAAAUGAGAUCGAAAAAGAAGGACUAGCUCGUGAAUUUACUGAAGCCCUAACUAAUCAGAAAUCUAUUUUUGAAUAUGUAUACUAAUUUCUUACUAUCUAUAAGGAUUUGAAUUGUCUCAAAUUGAAAUUGAAGGAACUUACCUAUUAAUUGGAUUGCGAAUGUAAGGAAAAGGAGAGAAUGGAAAAAGCCGUUGAAGAAUUAAAUAAGACUCAUGAAUAAGCAUAAAGAAGCUUAAUGUAAUAAAUCGCUGAUUUAAACAAAGCACACAAUGAGACCAUCUAUUAGAAUAAUCAAUAUCAGAUGAAUACUUAACAAAGAGAACAAUUACAAGCAUCAAAGCUUACAUAAAAUGAACAAGAGAAAAUAAUCUUGGAGAAACAACUCUUAGAAUAUAAGGAGAUUAAUUAUAAAUUGGAUUCUUAACUUAAAUUAGUGAGUCAACAAUUGCAUGAUAAAGAAACUCAAUUAGUUGAAUAAAAGACUGAAUUAACUAAGAAGUUGCAUAAUGAAAAAAAAAUUGCAGAAUAAUGCUAAGUUGUUGCUCUCAAAUUGAAAAAUGAUUUUCAAAGAAAAUAGGCUCUCCUUUUUGAUGAGUCUCUCAAAAAGGAACAACAAUUAAAAACUAUUUAGACUCAACUUACAAGAUAGAAGAGCAAGAAUAAAUUCUAUGAAAAUGCUCUUUGUUAAGUUAAUCUCCAAGAAAUCAAGAAUCUAACUCCUAAAUAAAUUAAACACAAGAAAAAUAAUCUUUCUAAUGAUUACAAUACUUCUCGUUAACCUGGACAUCAAAAAAAUACUUUAAGUCAAGGACACAUGGCUAUAAUUAAAUUAUUGCCAACUUCAAUUCAAAAAAGUGAAGCAGACUCUAUACAUUUUAAUCUAACAGAUAUGCUUAAUUCAACUGAUUAACAAAGUUUGUCUUGUAGAUAAUCUAAGGAUGAUAUCACUUACAAUAUUGAAUAAUUCAAUUAUGCAGCCAAAAUUACCUAAACAAAUGAAGAUUCAGUUACUCCAACCUAAAUAUUGACAGAUAGAUAAUUAUCUCCCAGGACUAGAAUUCAAACAGUGAAUCCUAAGGGACCUAUCAAGAAAGUAAGAUAAAUACAAGCAGAUCUAUAUAAAGAAAACGUAAGUGUGAAACCUAAAGUUUGAUACAAAUAAAUUAAAAUUUAAUAGAAUCUAAGAAUAAUA